This is a messenger RNA of Contarinia nasturtii (swede midge), 894 nucleotides long. RefSeq lists its product as uncharacterized. The coding region runs from base 79 to 876 and encodes 265 amino acids. The record is from RefSeq and is a predicted model, not a curated record. The transcript has 2 exons. NCBI's taxonomy places the organism in Eukaryota, Metazoa, Arthropoda, Insecta, Diptera, Cecidomyiidae.
UCUGAGUUCUGAACGGUGGUUCCAAUUUAACCUACUAAAAUAUUCUGAAGCCACAAGCGAAAAACAACUUUUGGCAAAAUGUUUGAUCAAACGAUUUUCGUGUCAUUUUUUAUGGGCUGCUUUGCAAUUUCCGCGCUUUCCAAUGCAGCGCCCAAUCAAGUCCAGAUGAAAUCAAAUGUUACUCCAAACAUUCGACUUUUCCACCAACAUAAAAUAUUGACGCCAACAGUACGAGAUGUUAUACAGCAGUUAACAUUCGAGAGUCCGUUUAGAAAAGCGUUCAUUGAUUCGCUGCGAAGUCCACAUCGGGUACCAUCCCCUACAGUGGCACAAAUAUUGGCUCCAUACACGAAUGUUUGGGAACAUAUUUCGAAAACAGCUCCACAAAACUCGAAUAGUGACGAACCACAUUCAAAGAAGUAUUCCUCAUCAGGAGUGGACAUAGAUUCGGCUUCAUCUUUAGUUUCAAACUACAUUCAUAAAGCUAGUCCAAAUAAGCAAACAGAUUUAAGUCAGUCUGUAAGUCUUAAUCAACCACACCUCGACGCCGAAUCAAUAACUUCAGACAGACAUAUGCAUCACGGUCAAGGGGCUAUGUCCACGAAAAGUCAUGUCAACAAAAUAGCAUCAUCGCCGCCGGCACCUCCACCUCUGCCUCCACCUUUGCUCCCAAAGUCAGUUGAAAAUCCCAAAACUUCUUUGAGUGAAAGUGCCAGUCAAAUAGGAAAUCUCAAUGAUGCUUUUGAACAAGGUAAUGAAUAUUCGGAAAUUGACCCAUCUGAAUGGACCUUUGAAGAAAAAGUUGAAUUUUAUGAAAAACGAAUCCAAGCCAUGAAAUUAAUGAAUGAAAUUCUUUCCGGACAAUCGAAAAAAUAAAUUACAUCAGUCAACAAG